This is a messenger RNA of Neltuma alba, 2210 nucleotides long. RefSeq names its product transcription initiation factor TFIID subunit 12. The record is from RefSeq and is a predicted model, not a curated record. Gene Ontology annotation, biological process: DNA-templated transcription initiation; RNA polymerase II preinitiation complex assembly. Gene Ontology annotation, cellular component: SAGA complex; transcription factor TFIID complex. Gene Ontology annotation, molecular function: DNA binding; TBP-class protein binding; protein heterodimerization activity. NCBI's taxonomy places the organism in Eukaryota, Viridiplantae, Streptophyta, Magnoliopsida, Fabales, Fabaceae. Bases 112 to 1701 code for a protein of 529 amino acids. The transcript has 8 exons.
UUCCCAACGUUAACGGCCCUGGUUCGUGGUCGGCGCAAAUCCUCCAUUGAAGUAUUCAACCGUACGUGGGACUUGAAAGGAGCAGCGCGCAAUCUUCAUCUCAGAAGCCCCAUGGAGCCGCAAGCUCCCGCCACCGGUGCCUCCGCUUCUUCCCAGCCUUCUGAGCCCUCACAGUCUCACCCAUCGCAGCCUCCCGCGACUUCGCUCCCUCCCAAUUCCUCAUCAGCCCCUUCACUCUCUGCUCCGCUGCAUUCUUCCCCAAACCCUAAUCCUGUCCCGAACCAACCCCCUAACACAACCUCCAAAGCGCCUUCUCCUUCCCCUCUUCCGUCUACAUCGGCACCCCCACAAUCUCGCCCUCCCACCGCAUUCAACAGAAACUUACCGCAGCAACCACAGCAGCAGCAUUAUCCGCACUUCUCUUCGACUCUCUCUUCACUUCCUCCUGCAUCUUCUGCUCCGGUUGGUUCUGGGUCUUCUUAUUCGUCUGCUGGUUCACCGUCGAUUUCCGGGCCUUCUGCACCAAGGGGCGGCAUGGCGAUCGGUGUUCCCGCCCACCACCAGAAUCCGUCUCCUCCGUUUUCAUCCUCUUUCGGGCAGCAUUUUGGAGGGUUGGGACGAACUGGAGUCAACAUCACUGACUCGACCCCUAAUUCUACCGCUGCUCCGGUCAGAGCGCCCACGCAAGGAAUGGGCAUGCUAGGAUCUCUCGGUUCAAGUUCUCAAAUGCGACCAGGUGGAAUGCCUACACAUCAACACCGACCCAUCCAAUCAUCUCUUAGAGCACCAUCUGCCCAAAGUAAUCAGUCCACUGGUUCACAAAGUUUCCAAGGUCCUGGACUCAUGAGAGCCUCAUCGGUGGGAUCACCUGCUUCACCAUCUGUAAGUGCAUCACAAGGCAUGCAGUCACUUAAUCAGCCUUGGCUGUCUUCUGGAACACCAGGGAAGCCUCCUCUACCAUCUGCUUCUUAUAGGCAACACCCACCAUCCCUGCAGCAAAGGGCACACAUACCGGCCCAGCAACACUCAACACCAACAGCAUCACAGCAACAGCAACACCAACCUUUGGCAUCAAACCAGUUGCAGGAUCAUUUGGGGCAGCAAGUUCCAUCUUCAAGGGCGCUUCAUAUGUCUCACCAGCAGCAGAAUACAAAAGUACAAGGACCUGGCAAUCAAAAGCCUACUACUCUUGCGCCAUCACAACCCAGUGCAGUUCAAGCAGGGAUUCAGAAUCGAACAUCUAAUGUAGAUGCUGAUGAAUCAUGUAAUAGAAUUCUGAGCAAAAGAACUAUUCAUGAGCUAGUCAGUCAGGUUGAUCCAUCAGAGAAGCUGGAUCCUGAAGUCGCAGACAUUCUUGUGGAUAUAGCAGAAAAUUUUUUAGAAUCUAUCACUAAAUCUGGUUGCUCACUUGCCAAGCAUCGGAAAUCAACUAUGUUGGAAGCAAAAGACAUACUUCUAAAUUUAGAGAAAAAUUGGAAUAUGUCACUUCCUGGAUUUGGUGGCGAUGAGAUUAAAAGCUAUAGAAGACAGCUUGCUAGUGAUAUUCACAAGGAGCGUCUUGCAGCUAUAAAGAAGUCGAUGGUAGCAACAGAGGCCGCACACCAUAAGGGCUCUGCUGGCCAGGCAACUGGUGGUGUUAAGGGGACUCAAGGAAAGACACCUGGAAAUGUCUUUAGCUCGUCUGCUUCUAAGAAUUCAUGAGGUGCCUGAGGUAUCGGUGCUUUGUGCCAUAAGAUUCUAUCAGAGAGGUACCUCUGUGUGCCAUGCAUAAAUGGCAUCUAUACCCUUCUGGCUAUAUGAAGUUCCGUGCAGAUUCAGGAGUCCACUAUUGUGAAGUUUAGCUUUGAAAUUGCGCCAUGCUGUGGAGUAUAAAUGCUGUGGAAUGCAAUGAUUGCUACAUUUAAUGCUGUAUAAUGCAAUGACUGCUACAUGUCUUUGAUACCAGGUGAUUAAAAUUAUACAAGUGUAAUACACUUAUAGUGAAAAGUCAAUUAUUACUGUCAUGUUUACAUGAUUCUUCCACUAUCAGACGCUCUGGUCAAGUUAGUUGGAAAUGCUGGGACUUUCCCUCUAAUCUCAAAACUUCUCCAACAUAAGUUGCUUGGAGGGUCAUGAGAGUGCAAAAUGUGUAUUAGUUAGUUUGUUAGUUAUUUGUAAAAAAUAGGUUUUAUCUUUCGUAGAGUGUCUUUGUUUAUCAUGUGUAUUAGUCA